AUGAAGCCUGGACCGCUGGAUUUGGGUUAUGCUCGUCCUCUCGAGUUUACCCUAUCGGUCAUCGUGAGAACUAAGCCGAGUCCAUUGGACUUUCAGUUCGCUGCGGAUACACUUGUCUCACAAUGGCCUGUGUUGAACCUGCGAAUGGACGCAUUGAAAACAAAAUUUCUUGAACCGAAAGAUCCUGGUGAUCUAACGGAUGUCUGGAAAGGGCGAGAGAUGCACCAGGACCUUGAUGAGAUCCUCUACGUAUCCCCUGAGCCAGAUUUCCCACAAAUGAUCAAUUCCGAGGCGCUGGAUAAAGCAUUGGAUUUUGGCUAUGGAAUUUUGAAUGCGUGGAAACAGCGGGUCUUCUCUAUCCGAACGGUGUUCUUGAACGACGCUUGCAUAAUAGGGUUCAAAUUUUUGCACUCGCUUUGCGACGCAAGUGGUGCUCAUGGAAUUAUCCAAGCUUACUGUACUCUGCUCAGGGGCGAAAGAAUCACGCAUACCCUGCAUGCCCGACCAUCUCUGUCGCUGAAGUCAGAGGUCCUUGAGAAGUGUGCUGAGAUGAUUGAAUCGCAUCAAAUUGCAGACUUACACCUGCAUUCUUCUCAUCGAACUUGGUCUUCCGGUAUCGGGGCUCUAGGGAAGCAGAUUGCACGAAACAUUUGCUACCGAUCGUCUCGACGUGUUGGUAGGACCAUGUUGGUACCACGUGGACAGAUUCAACGGUGGGCCAAGGAGGCUGACCUGGCAAAUGCUAAAGUUACUGAUCACGAUCUGCUGGUUGCUUUCAUCUAUAAGGCGUCUCUACAUCCGCCAACUGCUCACAACUUCGGGCUAGUAGUUGACAUUUCGCAGCAGCUGCAGUCUGAAGCCAACCUCUAUAACCCGUGGUAUAUGAUGCCUCUGCCAGAUCCAAUGCCAUCAAGCGAAUAUAGUUCUCCGUCAAUGGCGCGCUUGGCACAGCACAUCCGACACACAGUCGAUGAGGCACAGCAGCCAGAAUGUAUUGGAGAGGUUGUAGAGCAGCAUCGCCGGCUCAAGAAAAACCCCAUGGUACCAAAGACCUACGGCAGUCGAGCCGCUCAACCCCGAGUCGCAUCAUGGAAGAGCCUACCCCUUUACGAUAUCGACAUCCAGGGGGAGAACCCGCUCUUUGUCCAGGGCAGUGUUGACUACUGUGGUAUUCUGCGUGAGACCAAGUGCCACUUGGAUGACUUGUUGGUGACGUGGAAAGCACUGGGACGGGAUGGAGGAGAGGGCGGAUAUUGGAUUCAUGGGAGACUACCCGAUGCUGUUUGGAGGACUAUGGCGGUAUUAUUUGGGGAUAAAUAUGCCCAGUACAACAAAGUCAGUUUUGAAAUCGGGCACCGGCGAGCCGCAAUGGCCGUGUCUGGACUUCGCUCUUUGCAAAUAUCCCAGGACCAGGAUUUAAUCACUGCAUUGAGAAUUGGCGUAGCGAUGGUUACAUUUGCUAUGCAUGUUGCGCAUGGACAGUCGUUUCUUAUAUCCCGCUACACGCUUUCUCUGGUGAAGCCGAUAUACCCAAGACUUCUGACGAUGGAUUCGGACACAAUGGAUUUCCUGAUGUGUCUUGUUAGCACGGAGACACUCGAUUGCCUGCUCAAAUCGGAGAUACCAACUAUAAGGAUCGGGGAAGACGAUCGCAAUGAUGUUGUUGAUCGGUAUGUUGGGCUGAGUUCUGGUCUCUUUGCUCAUCUGUAUGACAUUUGUGAAGUUGCCAGCAUACUGCGACACACGGGCGGAAGAAUGGAUGUCGGCCUUGCACAACAACUGAAGGCUAUUCAGGAUUGUCUAGAUCAAUGGCAGCCAUUACCACCGCCUGGCUUUCUUGAACAGUUUGUUCAGGAUGAGAUUGUUCGGAUGAUUGCGCAGACUGAGGUGCUUCGUCUUGCUGCGUUGCUCAUUAUCCAUCGGUUGAAACAUCCCUUUGGGCGACAUGAUGAGGAAGCCUUACUCAUAUCCAAAGCCAUCACUGCCGAAUUUGACAUGGUGAUGCAAGUCACGGGGAGGUCCAUACCAUGCACUGCACUUGCUUAUAUGGUAGCCAGUUUUGAGAUCACAGGCGCCGAAGAACAGGCGAAAAUCAUUACCAAGAGCCAUAAAAUGGUGACAUUUUCCUUACAGUCACAGGUCCGCGUCAAGAACAUCAUGUAUUCAGUAUGGAACGCGAGGGCAUUUGGUGAGAUCCACUGGUUUGAUCUAGGAGAAUACAUUGGGAAGGCAGAGACCAAAUGA
This is a messenger RNA of Penicillium antarcticum, 2244 nucleotides long. RefSeq lists its product as uncharacterized. Lineage: Eukaryota; Fungi; Ascomycota; Eurotiomycetes; Eurotiales; Aspergillaceae. The transcript is spliced from 5 exons. Bases 1 to 2244 code for a protein of 747 amino acids. The record is from RefSeq and is a predicted model, not a curated record.